Molecule: messenger RNA, 1957 nt
Organism: Periophthalmus magnuspinnatus
Lineage: Eukaryota; Metazoa; Chordata; Actinopteri; Gobiiformes; Gobiidae
Gene: zglp1
Product: zinc finger GATA like protein 1
Exons: 5
Coding region: 1-1713 (570 amino acids)
Biological process (GO): oocyte development; regulation of transcription by RNA polymerase II; spermatogenesis
Cellular component (GO): nucleus
Molecular function (GO): zinc ion binding; sequence-specific DNA binding
Source: RefSeq, a predicted model, not a curated record
AUGACGCCUGCACGCGCCCCUGUCCCUCAGACUCCUCAUGACUCUCAGAUCAUCCUGAUGAGCACAGGAGCAGCCACACAGUCCAGUUUACUUCAGGAAAGUCCAAAACAAGAUGCCUCCUCUUCCUCCUCCUCCUCUUCCUCGUCAGCGCUGCACUAUCUGUUCCAGGAAGUGUCUAAGCUGACCUCUCCCAUCCACAGCAGCUUCAUAGAGACGGGCCACACAGAGGACGUCUUAUGUCCUGAGAGUGUCCCUCACAAACCGCUCUCUACUCUGGUCAAAAAUGUCCAAAGCCCCUUAAAAGUCCUGAGUCUGAUAAAUCUACAGUGUGAGCGGCUCCUGCACCAAAGUGAAGACGACGCUGACCACAGCUCUCUGCUGUUUUUCUCAGAUUUUGGCUUCUCAAAGCCAGCGGAGGAUUUACCGGACACUGCACAGCCCUUAAACUGUGAGAGUAACUCUCUCAGACAAUCAGACAGUCGUCUUAAAAAAGGUUGUAGUCCAGAAGAUUCUGAGACAAAGAAAUGUCCCGUGAGUUUCCCUGUUAAAGCAGAAGGAGCUAAAAGCACCGCAGACACACCUCAGACUCCAGAGCUGCGGUUCACUGUUGGUCUGGACCUGAGCAGUGACUGGACAGAGGAGAGUCUCUCCACACAACACACAUUUUAUGACUUUUUACCUGAGGCUCUUUGCACUGACGAACAUCUGAGCUUCAGUCCAGAUGAAGCUCUGUGUGCUUCAGAGACGUCGCUGCCCCAAGAUCAUAAUGCAAACAUAUGUUUGAGUCCAGAUGAAGCUCUGUGUGCUUCAGAGACAUCGCUGCCCCUAGAUCAUAAUGCAAACAUAUGUUUGAGUCCAGAUGAAGCUCUGUGUGCUUCAGAGACAUCGCUGCCCCUAGAUCAUAAUGCAAACAUAUGUUUGAGUCCAGAUGAAGCUCUGUGUGCUUCAGAGACAUCGCUGCCCCUAGAUCAUAAUGCAAACAUAUGUUUGAGUCCAGAUGAGCCUCAUAAAGGCCCUGUAGAGUCAGCGGACUCUCAGUUUUACCCUCGGUCAUGUAGCCCAUCUGAACAGAAACCACAGAAUAUUAAAGUGACCCCUGGCUCUGCGUGUGACGACUCGUCAGAGGACGUCCCGACGCCUCAGACUGUGGGAGGAGGAGACGAAGCCUCUGCUGAGCUCACGUCUGCAGAGAAACGCACAAGUGCAUCGUGUGAGGAGCAGUGCGCCCUCUGGAGGUCAAAGAGGAGGAAACAGCCUCGGCCCAGUCGCAGCGCCUCAGUGCAGGACCCGGACUUCCAGGGCGUCACAUUUCGGAUGGACACGGAGCUGGACGACGCCGAGGGGCAGUGCCGGCUCCGCAUCACUUCACAAUACAGCACAGAUCUCCCCAAGAGUCUAAAGAGGACGAGGCUGAGAACAAGGACGUCCCAGAAGUCUCUGAAAACCAGCUCUGAUGACGACAGUGACUCUGCCUCUAGUGAAGCCAAGGACAAAGUGUGUGCGUCCUGCUGCACAAAGAAAACCCCCAUGUGGCGAGAUGCUGAGGACGGGACGCCGCUGUGCAACGCCUGUGGGAUCAGGUAUAAGAAGUACAGAGUGCGUUGCAUAAACUGCUGGAAUAUCCCAAAGAAAGAUGGAAACUCGGUCUCGCGUUGCAGCCGAUGUGGACACUUUGUGAGGCUGACGUCUGCGCAGAGACGACCCACCGUCUGACACACACACACACACACACACACACACACAGAGCCAUGAAACUAUUUAUUCUACUGUUAAAAUACACACUAAUACUACAGAUUAUAUGCAAGGAACAGUAAGUACUAGUUACUUUAAUAUUUAUCUAAAAUGUGUUUUAUUGAAUUGUAAAAGAUGGAAGUGAAAUCAGUUUCUCACGAUGUUUUGUGAAUGUGUUUAAAGAACAGCUCCCUCUGGUGUUCAGUGACUGUAUUGCAUUAACCCU